Molecule: messenger RNA, 2239 nt
Organism: Talaromyces proteolyticus
Lineage: Eukaryota; Fungi; Ascomycota; Eurotiomycetes; Eurotiales; Trichocomaceae
Product: putative endoplasmic reticulum and nuclear membrane proteinc Npl4
Exons: 5
Coding region: 160-1992 (610 amino acids)
Biological process (GO): ubiquitin-dependent protein catabolic process
Cellular component (GO): nucleus
Molecular function (GO): ubiquitin protein ligase binding; ubiquitin binding
Source: RefSeq, a predicted model, not a curated record
CACCUUCGAACGGCAUCUCACCAUUACACUCCAUCCUACCAUUAGGCUAUAAUGUUUUAUAGAGACGAAGCUUCAAUACUCUGAUUUGCUUUAUCUUGGAUUCUAUUUUGACCCACCCACCUGUGUCUCGGCUCACUGUCUGUCUUCGAACACCCCAUAAUGGCCCCUCCCAGGCCGAUAAUACUCCGCUUUGAGAGCCGAAAUGGCCAGUUUCGCUUGACUGUCAAUCCAUCCAUAUUGUUUCCUGAGCUGAGAUCCAAGAUUCUCGAGCAACUACCUCCAUCCACCGAUCCCACCUCGAUUAUCCUUUCGAACAAACCUAUCGGCGUAGGCGGCCAAGAAAGGUCGUUGAACAGUUUAGAUGGUGUUUCUAUUGAAAGGGUUGGAUUAUCACAUGGCGACAAGUUGUUUCUUGGAUACGAGGAAACACCGGCGAUAUCAAACGGUACAUCCCAUGUACAACAAACAACCGCUCAAAAUGUUACUAGCGAGUCUCGACGUCUAAACGGAGCUGCUGUCCCUCAGCAACCCACCGUCGCUCUUCCACCUCAGCCAUCGUCGCCAUCGACUAUCAUCAAAAACCCUUGGGAGGUGGUGGAACAAUCGCCACUCGAUGACAUUCUUGACAAGAAAGAUGGAAAAAUACCUAGACCGCGAGAUAUUAAAAUGUGCAGACAUGGACCCAAGGGCAUGUGUGACUAUUGCAUGCCUCUGGAACCAUAUGCUCCCGAAUAUUUAGCCGACAAAAAGAUAAAACACCUGUCCUUUCAUUCAUAUCUCCGGAAAAUCAACUCGUCAAAGAACAAACCAGAGCUCAAGAGCUCCUUCAUGCCACCUCUAAGCGAACCCUAUUACCGCGUCAGGCGAAAUUGUCCCUCUGGGCAUCCGCCGUGGCCCGAAGGUAUUUGUACUAAAUGCCAGCCUAGUGCGAUUACCCUGAAGCCUCAAGAAUUUCGCAUGGUUGACCAUGUCGAGUUUUCUUCACCAAGUCUUAUCAAUGGACUCCUUGAUUUCUGGCGAAAAUCUGGGGCUCAACGCCUAGGUUAUCUUUAUGGAACAUACGAGGAGUAUACGGAGGUGCCACUAGGCAUCAAAGCUGUUGUACAGGCCAUAUAUGAGCCACCGCAAGUUGAUGAAGUUGACGGGGUUACUCUGAAUGAAUGGGAGAACGAAAAGGAAAUUGACGAAGUUGCUCGUCUUUGUGGCCUACAAAAGGUUGGCGUGAUAUUUACUGACUUGCUUGACGCUGGCAAAGGAAACGGUUCCGUCAUAUGUAAGAGACAUGUCGACUCAUACUGGCUAUCUUCACUUGAAAUUGUCUUCGCAUCUCGACACCAGACACGGCACCCGAAAGCAACAAAAUGGAGUGAGACUGGCGCGUUCGGUUCCAACUUUGUCACUUGCGUAUUGAGCGGCGAUGAAGAUGGAGCUAUCGCAGUCAGUGCCUAUCAAGCUUCCAACUCGGCCAUGGAGAUGGUUAGGGCAGAUAUCGUUGAGCCUUCUGCUGACCCUUCUGUUAUGCUUGUGCAAUCCGAGGACGAUGAUGACGCAGGUAGCAAAUUACGAUAUAUACCUGAAGUCUUUUACCGCAGGAUAAACGAGUACGGUGCCAACGUGCAGGAAAACGCCAAACCCAGUUUCCCAGUGGAGUACUUACUGGUCACGUUGACUCACGGUUUCCCAACAGAAGAGUCGCCUAUCUUUACAGACAGCACGUUCCCAAUAGAAAACAGAGAAGUCAUCGGGGAACCCCAAGAACUACGUGCAGUUGCGAGGAAAUUGAUCAGCCACGGUGACCCGAAUAAAGCAAUCCGCGCAGUUUCAGAUUUCCACCUUCUCCCUUUCCUACUCUCAUUAGGGACUUUUAACGAGGACGAAGAGAAACUUCUGGCCCGUGUGGCUACAACCCACGAUACUGCGGAUGGCGUACAGCUUGUGAAUACCAGUGGAUGGGCCACCCUGGUUGCGAUUCUCCAGGAGAGCGGGGACUAGCCUAGAGUAACGCUUCGAACGAACACCACCCUAUCAGAGAACCUGCGUCUUCUACGAGCCCUUGAAUUUGAAUACCCGGUACCCCGGAUGCUAGGAACACAAUCUACACAGCCUGAUAAACCGAAUACAUGAUGGCCCGACUCCCUAGUGCUGGCUGCGUUUGAUCCAAAACUGACUCAUUCAGACUAUAAUCUUAUCCUUUUAGGACGUGGCAUUUGCAUCCUUCCGGCGAUCCCACAAAAUUUUC